Molecule: messenger RNA, 2679 nt
Organism: Magallana angulata
Lineage: Eukaryota; Metazoa; Mollusca; Bivalvia; Ostreida; Ostreidae
Product: splicing factor 3A subunit 1-like
Exons: 19
Coding region: 68-2374 (768 amino acids)
Biological process (GO): regulation of alternative mRNA splicing, via spliceosome; mRNA cis splicing, via spliceosome
Cellular component (GO): U2 snRNP; catalytic step 2 spliceosome; U2-type prespliceosome
Molecular function (GO): protein binding; RNA binding
Source: RefSeq, a predicted model, not a curated record
GAGUUAUCUUCUCUUAGCCGCCAUUUUCUAUUUUCUGUGAAAAUCGUCAAAGGCACAUUUUGCAAAGAUGCCGCCGGUUACGAUGAAUUUGCCAGUGGCAGAAAAUCAGCCUCCGGCGAAAACAGAGGAAGAGCUUGCUGUGGCCAAACCCGUGAUCGGGAUCAUAUACCCCCCACCCGAGGUCAGGAACAUUGUUGACAAGACCGCAAGUUUUGUUGCCAGAAAUGGACCAGAAUUUGAAAGCAGAAUCCGUAAAAAUGAAAUGAACAAUUCGAAAUUUAACUUUUUAAACCCUUCGGAUCCAUAUCAUGCUUAUUACCAACACAAAGUACGAGAAUUCAAGGAGGGACGGGGACAGGAACCAGUAGCACCUAAGCCUUCCCAAAGCUUACCAUUUUCUCAAAAGCCUGAACAAGCAAAGAUCAUUCAAGAAAUAAUUGUUCCAAAGGAGCCUCCCCCAGAAUUCGAGUUCAUUGCGGACCCACCCUCCAUUUCAUCAUUUGAUUUAGAUGUGGUGAAGUUGACAGCGCAGUUUGUGGCCAGGAAUGGCCGACAGUUUCUGACCAACCUGAUGAACCGAGAGCAGAGAAACUAUCAGUUUGACUUCCUGCGACCCCAGCACAGUCUCUUCAACUACUUCACCAAACUGGUGGAGCAGUAUACCAAGAUUCUGAUUCCUCCCAAAGAUCUGUUGGAUAAAUUACAGACAGAAUCAUUUGACUACAAAUUUGUGCUGAAUCAAGUGAAGUACCGCGUAGAAUGGCAGCGUCAUCAGGAUAGAGAGAAAAGGAAGGAGGAAGAAGCCAUCGAGAGGGAAAGAGUUGCCUAUGCCCAAAUUGACUGGCAUGAUUUUGUUGUUGUGGAAACUGUGGACUUUCAACCCAAUGAAAGUGGAAACCUGCCUCCUCCCACCACCCCGGAUGAAGUCGGAGCUCGUAUGCUGGUACAGGAGAGGAUGCACAGAACAGACGUUGAUGCUGAUGAAAUGGAGGUAGAGUCUGAUGAAGAUGAUGAUGAAUCCGAUGAAGAAGCAAGAAUGACAACAAAAGCCAUGGAGCAUGCCAACACACAAAUACAGGAUAUGGAGGAGGCCUCAGAUGAUGAGGAAGAUAUGAUCAUGCACAGAAAAAUGCCCCACCCCCCACACCAACCACCCCCACCCCCAGGGCCUCCCCCACCCAAGGAUAAUCUGCCACCUCUUCCUCCAACACCUGACCAGGUCAUCAUCAGAAAGAACUAUGACCCCAAAGCCCGCCCUGUGCAGCCUGACACCGGACUUGAGCAGUACAUGGUGUCGCCCAUCACUGGAGAGAAGAUCCUCGCCAGCAAGGUCCCGGAGCACAUGAGAAUUGGUUUGCUGGAUCCCACCUGGAUCAAGGAGAGACAGAAGAGUAUGAAGGAGAGACAAGACCAGGACGAGGUGUACGCCGCCGGCUCCUCCAUCGAGGACAGUCUCAAGAGGCUCUCCGAGAGACGUACCGACAUCUUCGGUGUCGGUAUUGAGGAAACUCAGAUUGGUAAAAAGAUAGGAGAGGAGGAGACCAAAGAACCCAAGAAGGUGGUUUGGGAUGGACACACAGCCUCUAUGGAGAAAGUUACCCAGAAGGCCAGAGAAAACAUCUCCAUUGAGGAACAGAUCAAAACCAUCCACAAAGUCAAAGGUUUCAUGCAAGAUGAGGAAAAGGAGAAAAUUGGUCCAAAUAUUCCCAAGAAUCCUCCCCCACCCCCAAAAGUGGCCCCACCCCCACCCCCUAUGGCCAAGCAGGCUAAGCCCCCACCCCCUCCUCCCCAGUCCACCGGAUCUCUCAACCCAGCACCCCUCAUGUCACAGACAGUACCCCAGAGGCCUGGGCUGAUGGUUCUUCCACCCAGACCCCCGAUGCCAAUAGUUCGCAUGCAGCAGCCCAUGCCAGUUGCCUCCCAUCAGUUCAUGCCAGGACCCCCACAACCCCCAGGCUUCCCUCCCCACAUGAUGUCAACAGGAGCUGCCCCACCCCCAGGAAUUCCCCCUCCUCCACAAGAUGAUGAGCCACCAACAAAGAAACAGAAAACGGAGGACCAGCUUAUUCCAGAGGAGAUCUUUUUAUCAAGACACAAGGGGCCGGUCACAUUCAAAGUCUCUGUGCCCAAGGUGGAGGAUAAGCCCGAGUGGAACCUCAAGGGACAGACUGUGUCCUUCACCCUGCCUCUUACAGACACAAUCUCUGUAAUGAAAGCCAAGUUGAACGAGUCCCUUGGUAUACCAGCCGGUAAACAGAAGCUGCAGUAUGAGGGUAUAUUUGUGAAGGACUCGAACAGCCUUGCCUACUACAAUGUGGCUGAGGGUGGUACCAUCUCCUUACAGCUGAAGGAGAGAGGAGGAAGGAAGAAGUAAACAAAGACGAUGGCAGACGGUACCUUCUUCCUAGAACUGAAGAAGACAGGAGGAAGAAGGCAGUAGAUAGGUGAUGGAAGUGGUACCAUUUCCCUUGAUAGAGCUUAAGGAGAGAGAGAGAGAGGGAAGAAAGAAAGGAUAAGUGAUGGCAGGAGAGGAUUGUACCCUCUCUAAGAAAUCAACUGUUUCAAAUGAAAACUGUUGAUUAAAGAAUAAGUAAUUGAUUUAAAUUGCAACUGUAAAGUAAAAGUGAGAAAAAAAUGCAUGAAAAGACCUGUUGUUUUUAUUGAUUUUAUAUAAAUCAG